GGCGCAGGGCCCGGAAGGCGGAGACGUUGGCGGCAGCAGUGGUGGUGUCGGCGGGGGAGGCGGACGGGGUCAGCAAAAAACGGAGGCUUGGCCAUGAACUGGCCCGGGACGGCGGCGGACCUGGCAGUCGUCUCCUGGUUGCGUUCCGGCUGCUAACGGGACAGAUUUUGACAUUAUGGCAGGAAGGCAUCAGAGUCGUAGUUUUCCUCUUCCAGGAGCUCAUUCAAGUGGUCAAGUACAUGCCUUUGGAAAUUGUACAGACAAUGAUGUGUUGGAGGAGGAUGCUGAAGUCUAUGAGCUUCGAUCCAGAGGAAAAGAGAAAAUCCGAAGAAGUACAUCAAGAGAUAGGCUUGAUGACAUUAUAGUAUUAACAAAAGAUAUACAAGAAGGAGAUACUUUAAAUGCAAUAGCCCUUCAAUACUGUUGUACGGUAGCAGAUAUCAAGAGGGUUAACAAUCUCAUCAGCGAUCAAGACUUUUUUGCCCUUAGGUCUAUCAAAAUUCCAGUAAAAAAGUUUAGUUCAUUGACAGAAACACUUUAUCCUCCAAAAGGAAGACAGGCUUCACGUCCUUCAUCUGUUCAAUACGUUCCAGAACAACAGGAAAUUUUGUCAGCUCAUGAUUCUCUUUCUUCCAGUGAGUUAGCUGGUAGCUUUUUAAAAGAAGUAGACCGAGACAUAGAACAAAUAGUAAAAUGUACAGACACCAAAAGAGAGAACCUUAAUGAAGUAGUGUCUGCCUUAACAGCACAACAGAUACGUUUUGAACCUGAUAACAAAAACAUUCAACGUAAGGAUCCUUAUUAUGGAGCAGACUGGGGAAUAGGGUGGUGGACAGCUGUAGUGAUAAUGUUGAUAGUAGGUAUAAUAACACCAGUAUUUUAUUUACUGUAUUAUGAAAUUUUAGCUAAAGUGGAUGUUAGUCACCAUUCAACAGUGGAUUCUUCACAUUUGCAUUCAGAAGUCACAUCCCCAUCACAGCAGAGAGAAAUGGAAAAUGGAAUUGCUCCAAGUAAAGGAAUACCCUCUGGCCGGCAAGGUGAUCAUAAACUACAUAGUCAAGAUGCUCAGCCGCCUGCUGCUCAUCACAAAACGUAGCAAUUAGCUCAUAAUUACACUCUUAGUGAUCACAUGUGCAUCUGGAAUGUGGUGAAUCACUUACAUUCAAUAACCACUUCAAAGGCAGAAUUUAGGGAGAUUGAAGAUCCUUUUGUUUUUCACCUUUUUUGAGCCAUUUACAAAUGGAUUGAGUAUCAAUUCUCUACAGUUGCUAGUUGUUGAUACUGAGAGCAGUACAUCCAUCUAUCUGCUAUAUCAGUGCUUAAAGCAGAAAUGAAUUUAAAUAUGUGUCUACGAAGUUCUUGGAAAAUGCAUCAUUUUUCUUAUUCAAGAUUGGUUAUGUUUAAAUUUUAAUUUUUAAUUGUUUUUUGGCUUAAGGUUAUUAAUGUUAAGUUUAUUAAGCAGGAUAACUAUAGCAUCAGAUGUCUCAACUGAAGAAAAUUUACUACUGUGAGCCAUCAAAAUAUUUAGUUGCAAAAAAGUUGUUUGAUUCUAAAAUUACUUAUGAUAGCACAUACUUAAAACUCCAUUUUGCAACUUUUUAAAAACGUAUUUAGCACAUAUGCUAUGAAAACAUAAGUUGAAACAGAAAUGGGAAAGUAACAUCCAGUGUCUAUAACAGAGGCUAAGAAAUAGAUUAUUAUUGUUAAGCCCCCAAAGUAACGGCUGGGAAGUUGCUGUUUGGUCACUAGAACACUGGAUUAGGUCAAGACCUAGAAGUCAUCUUUGUCUGUUAAAGAAUUGCUGCCUCUGCUUCUGUUUUUUAAGUGAUUAUAUUUGCCUCUGUUAUUGGAAAGCACUUUUGUACAUCUUUGAUGAAAAGUGUUAUACAUGUACAGAUUAGCAUUAUUUAGGAAAUAAUUCCUUACAUACUGUGAUAAGUUGUUUCUGUGUUACAUGUAGUAACAUGCCUUAAUUACAUUCAAUGCCUUAUAAUAUUACUUUAUGUAAGCUAGUAUAAUUUUUAGAGUUAAAGUGAAGCAUUAUUUUAGGUGGUCCAGUUGGAUUCAUAACAACGCUGUAUCAGUUUGUCUCCACCUUCACUAUCGAGCACAAGUUCAUGGGAUCAAAACAUUUUCAUUGUCUGCCUGUGUUCUAUUGCUGAAAAUGGUUCAUUAAGCAAAAGUAAGCGUAAAAAGACCUUUUGCAGUGGCAAUACCAGACAGAUUGCUUUCUUUAUUGAUCCCUUACCCUCUGUUUUUCAAAGAGAAAAUGUCCAACUUAGACCUUUUUUUCCCUGAACUAUAAGCUCAAAUUGGGGGACAGAGGCCAAAGGUGUGUGGAUUGGUUGAAAGGUCUUGAUCGUGCCACUUUUUUAAGAUCUGCUAUGGAUCACAGUCUGGCUAAAUAAGAAGUAUUUGCAUACUGAUUUCAUCAUUAAAAGUAUGUGUUUUUUGAAAUGUAACCAAAAUGAUUGCUUAGAAGCAAGAUUGGGUGGAGUCUGGAUUGCCUGUUUUGUGUACAAUAAAGUAUGUACUUUAAGAUAUAUAAUACCACCUCAUUUUCUGGGCAUUAUUUCCUAAUUUUUAAUAUUUCAGCUUUUUGACGAGUCAUUUUUUAUUUCAAACUCCAAUCUUGAUACAAAAUGGGGUGAAUAAAUAUGGUAAAUGAGUUUUUAUGUACUUUCAAGAGCUAAGUAUCAUAAAAAGACAGGACAAAGAAGUCACACAUUAAAAAUGCCUUUACAUAUAUUAGAGGACCUUAGACAGUUACCAAAAAGUAUUAAUAUGGAAGUUGUAUCAAGUUGAUCUUUUUAGUAAUGCUUUUAAAGUUUGAAAAAUUGUUUUCAUGUGCCUUGGGCAUCUUGAAAAGAGGAGUAUGAUCUUCCUAAUUUAUGCUCAGUGUUAACUUGGUCAGUUUACAUUGUAUUUAUAAGGCCUGCUGAAAAAUCAAGUUUUAGAGAAGAAAAGACAGAUUAUUUUAGGGUAGGAUGGGCUAUAAAUGUCUUCUGAAGAACUUUGUUUACAUCAAAUUGAUGAAAUUACGGAGAGUCAGUGAUUCCUUUUUGUUAGUGGUGCUUUGAAAUUGUGAUAGAGAGGUCUGAUUUCCAAAAUAAGUAACUUAUUUUUAAAGGAGUGAGGUGUACUAUGACUUGAUUAAAAGCCAUUUCUGUCUUGCAGAGUGUCCUGUUCCUUGAAAGAAAUAUUUCAUAUCCUUAUGACACAGUCUUCUUUUUCUAUAUAUUUGAAUUACAUAUUUUAAUUGAAUAUAAUUUGAAUUAUAUGUAAUUCUAUAUAUAACGAUUAGAAUUAUAGAUUCUAAUCAUGAAGUGUCAUUUAUAAAAGAAAAAAGAAUUUCCUAAGCAUUUAAUAGGUUUGGAAUAAUUUUAGCUUUUAAAAAGUACUAUUAUACAUCAAAAUUUGUAGCAAAUGCAGAUUACUUUAUAAAAUUUAAUAAAAUAAGAAAAGUUAUGAUAGUGUGGAUUUUAAUUGUGUUGAAACUCUUAUUUGAAUUUGCUUUGAGGCUUAGAAGAUAUAUAUAUAUAUAAUAUGUAUAUGCAAAUGUAAAAGUAACAUGAAUUAUUGCAUUUGGUUCACUUAAGAAAUUGGAGUUGCAAGUGAAGAAAAAUCUACUUUUAGGGCAGAUUCUUUUUUUAAAAAAAUCUGGGUACAGAUGAUUAAGGUUGUUUUGAACUAAUGGAUGCCAUUUAAAUUGAAUAUUUUUUUGCCAUCCUACUCCUAGAAAAUUAUGGGAUUGAUGUCCUCAAAAGAUAUAUUAAGAUGGAUUAUGGAGUCUGCUGGCCACUUAAGAAUUAGAAAGAAGAUGUAAUAAUGUUAAAUUAACUUCUCCGGACGACUUCUUGUUUUUUUUUAAAGCUUUUCUUUCUCUGAACUGUACUUGCUUGAACAGUGGCCUGAAGAGUUCUUUAAAUGAACCACUACUUAGUAAUUAGUUCUUUGUAAAGGUAUCUACUUCUAAAAUUACCUACUUGGGAAUAUGAAGGAUACAGUUAGAGUUUUAGAAAUAUCAGGAAGCAAGGCUCAAGUCAAAGUGUUACAGGGUAAGGGGGAGUUUUAGAAGUUUGUAUUUAAAUGGUGUAUUAUGAUUGGAAUCAUUCUUAUUUUGAAUUACAACAAUGUUGCUCAGGAAAUCAGUAUUUUUCUUCCAAGUAUGUGCAUAUUGCACUGUUAGAUCAUAGAAAUAUCUGAAUGCUUUAUUUAAUUCUUCUUAUGUAUGCAAAUACUAUAAAUCUUUUGUAUAAUGUAUUUUAUACAAAUGCAAAAUGGAAUUGUAGAACAUUAUGUUAGCAUGUACAUCUGUAAAACUGGUUUUUAAAAUUUUUUGCCCCUUAUUUUUCAUAUUUUAAAAGAUAUGUAAAAUUUAAUAAAGUUUCUAUUUUAUUAUUCAA
This is a messenger RNA of Diceros bicornis minor, 4406 nucleotides long. RefSeq names its product LysM domain containing 3 (gene LYSMD3). The record is from RefSeq and is a predicted model, not a curated record. The coding region runs from base 176 to 1096 and encodes 306 amino acids. NCBI's taxonomy places the organism in Eukaryota, Metazoa, Chordata, Mammalia, Perissodactyla, Rhinocerotidae. Gene Ontology annotation, biological process: Golgi organization. The transcript has 3 exons. Gene Ontology annotation, cellular component: Golgi apparatus.